Molecule: messenger RNA, 696 nt
Organism: Nicotiana tabacum (common tobacco)
Lineage: Eukaryota; Viridiplantae; Streptophyta; Magnoliopsida; Solanales; Solanaceae
Source: RefSeq, a predicted model, not a curated record
AUGGGGGUUUUAUCAAGAUUGCACAAGCUUUGCCUUCCUGGUCAAGCCUUCACUCCCAGUCCUAUACCUUUGGUGUUUUUAUACUCCAAACAGCAAGUAGAUACAAUAUUCCCAAAUGGACCUAAACAACAACUAUCUAAAUUUCUAGAGAUCUCUUUGUCAAAAACAUUAACUUGUUACUAUCCAUGGGCAGGACGUCUAAAAGAUAAUGCCACUGUAGAAUGCAAUGAUGUUGGAGCCGAGUACUUUGAAGUUCAAAUUAAUUCUCCAAUGGAUGAAGUUGUUCAUCACUCAGAUUCAAGAAUCAAGGAUAUGGUCACAUUUCCUCAAGGUGCAACGUGGGGAAAUUGUACAGAUCGUGCUUUAGCUAUAGCACAACUCAUCCAUUUCGAGUGCGGAGAAAUAGCAAUCAGUGUCUGCUUAUCACACAAGGUGGGAGAUGGAUGCAGUUGCUACUGGUUUUUAAGGGAUGGGGCCUCAUUAACACGAGGUCCAAACGCGAAAAUCACAUCUACUCCAUACUUUGUUGAGGAUUCUGUAAUACCGUCACCACUGCCUGAUGGUCCUCUUGUUUCCCCAAACAUAAUUACUGGUAGUCUUGAUGGUUGUUUCCAGUCACCAUUGUGUUCUCAUAAUUACACCCUUCUACGUACACUAAAAGGGGAAACAAUCGAUCGAUUGUUGGUCGAUAAUUGA